Messenger RNA from Malus domestica (apple), 1986 nucleotides. Its product is annotated as common plant regulatory factor 1-like. Gene Ontology annotation, cellular component: nucleus. Gene Ontology annotation, biological process: regulation of DNA-templated transcription. Gene Ontology annotation, molecular function: DNA-binding transcription factor activity; sequence-specific DNA binding. Lineage: Eukaryota; Viridiplantae; Streptophyta; Magnoliopsida; Rosales; Rosaceae. The record is from RefSeq and is a predicted model, not a curated record.
CCUGCAUAACUACAUAUCUCUCUCUCUCUGUCUCUCUAAAUUGUAUUCCUUUGCAAAUAUAAAACAAGUUCUUUAUCUCGAAAUUUUUAGAGAGAAAUAAAAUGCAGGGGAUGUGAAGCCCGGGCCGCCAUUGAAGACAGUUGAAGCUUUGACGAAUUUUGAAGCAAAUUCUGCAGUUUUUUUGUUCUUUUAAGCUUUGGUUUCGGAGGUCGGGAGGUGAAGAUUCGGAUUGAGAGUUUAAGUCUGGACAGAUCAAAGGAGUGAUGCUCUAAUCAGGGAAGUUCGCAAUACUUCUUCACAUUAUCUUUGAAUAAGCCAUAGUGUUUAUCCAUGGGAAACGAUGAUGAUGCAAAGUCUGUUAAAUCUGAAAAAUCAUAUUCGCCUCUGCCGGCAGAUCAGGCGAAUCCUAACAAUCAGACCAAUCUGCAUGUCUAUCCUGAUUGGGCAGCCAUGCAGGCUUAUUAUGGUCCGAGAGUUGCUCUCCCUCCAUAUUACAACUCAGCUAUGGCUUCUGGCCACCCUCCUCAUCCCUAUAUGUGGCCCCCACCACAGCAUAUGAUGCCACCCUAUGGGGCGCCUUAUGCAGUAUACUCGCAUGGAGGUGUUUAUGCACAUCCGGCAGUUCCUCUUGCAUCCCAUGGUCAAGGGGGUCCAUCCUUACCUGCUGCUGUGACUCCUUUGAAUAUGGAAACACCAACAAAGUCAUCUGGUAAUACAGACUGUGGGUUAAUGAAAAAGUUGAAAGGAUUUGAUGGGCUUGCAAUGUCAAUAGGCAGUGGUAAUGUUAUGAAUGCCGUAGGUGGAGCUGAGCGUAGUCUCUCCCAGAGUUCUGGGACUGAAGGUUCUAGCAAUGGAAGUGAUGGGAAUACUGCUGCGGCAAAUCAAACCAGAAGAAAAAGAAGUCGUGAGGGAACACCAGCCACUGCUGGAGAAGGGAAGACUGACAUGCAGCCUGGACCAGCUGAGGAGGCAAGUGCAGCUACUGAUAAAGUGUUGGGUGUAACUCUUGCUGCUGUUAGUAUCCCGGGAAAAUUGGUUGGACCAGCUGUUUCUCCUGGCAUGACCACAGCGUUGGAACUCAAGAACUCGCCUAUCUUGAACUCGAAGACAAGUCCUACCAGUGUUCCGCAAUCCUGUGCAGUUUUGCCUCCGGAAACCUGGAUACAUAAUGACCGGGAGAUAAAACGGGAAAGGAGGAAGCAAUCUAAUCGGGAAUCUGCUAGAAGAUCCAGGUUGAGGAAGCAGGCUGAGACUGAAGAACUUGCACGAAAGGUCGAGGCCUUAUCUGCAGAUAAUGUGGCACUGAAAUCUGAAAUAAACCGGUUAACCGAGAAUUCUGCUACACUGAGGCUAGAAAACACUACAUUACUGGAUAAACUCAAAAACGCACGCGUAGGAAGAAUGGAAGACAUCAUCAUGAACAUUGAUGACAAGAGGGUCCAACCUUUCAGUACCGAGAACCUACUGUCAAGAGUUAACAACGCAGGUUCUAUUGCGAGGGAUGCUGAGAAAGACAGUGACACUUACGAGAAAAACAAUGGGACGAAGCUGCACCAACUCCUGGAUGCGAGUCCAAGGGCCGAUGCAGUCGUUGCUGGCUGAUCAUCGACCGGUAAUUGGCACAGUUUAUUUAGUUACGUAGUUUUGGCAUAUUACAAGCCCAAAAUUACUGCUAACAAGAAGCAGGAGAAAGCGACAGCUGAGCCGGAUCGGAAUCGCGGUGAAAGCUGAGGCUCUAAUUUUUACUGUAUGGUUAGUUAUCUCAUGGAAGAAGUAAUGGCUUCUUUGUAUUUGAAUUUAAUGUUAUGAGUUGAAAGACUAGAAUUCAGAUGUGCUGGAAUGGCCACUGAAAGGUGAUGUACAUUGAAGGGUGUAGAGAUUUAGUAUAGAACCGCCUUCCUUAAUUGUAUGCGUGUGGGUGUGAUGUAAACUUAAUUAACAGUAAUGUGAUGACACUGCAAUGUCGAUGUAUGGUUUUAUUUGUAA